Sparassis crispa is the source of this 6489-nucleotide messenger RNA. RefSeq lists its product with no specific name. Gene Ontology annotation, cellular component: THO complex part of transcription export complex. The record is from RefSeq and is a predicted model, not a curated record. Gene Ontology annotation, molecular function: mRNA binding. The transcript has 22 exons. Gene Ontology annotation, biological process: mRNA export from nucleus; mRNA processing. NCBI's taxonomy places the organism in Eukaryota, Fungi, Basidiomycota, Agaricomycetes, Polyporales, Sparassidaceae. The coding region runs from base 1 to 6489 and encodes 2162 amino acids.
AUGGAUCCGCUUUCCUUGGACGUUGUACAUGCAGCUCAAGACUGUCUUGCUAAAUGGGAAAAUGGCGGGAGCGCCUCUUGCCGUAAAAUCCUAAUGGAGCCUCAUUCGAACCCGCUUGAUCCCAGUUGCAACGACGUGCUGACAACUGUGUACCAUACGCUUCUUGCCUCCACUCUCUCGAGUUGGUCACCGAAGCACACGCUCACGACUGAUUCAUUCAUUGUGUUUGUUCAGUCGGUCCUUGACCAUGUCCCGUCAUCUUCCAUUUCUGCCGUCAAAUCUUCUAAUACGGUAAUUUUUGGUGAAAUUCUUGUCGACAUCGUUUGGACAAUCGAUGCCGAACUGGAGGAGAUACUUGCCGACACCAAGGCCGCUACUAACGCAGAGCAGGGGAGCGCUGGCUUGACCGCGAAGGACAAAGAAGAUAUUGCGGCUACAGUGGCGAAGGUGCUACGAUCAAAGCAGAAUGCUGAGGCAGACAAGGCCACGCUAGCAACGAUAGUUAGACGACUACUUACUCUUGGUGUCCUUGAUACAGAUGUCUGCAGAGAGAGACUUGAUAUAUCCCUCAUCGCUAACGCUGGUCUUAUCACCGACAAGAAUGCUUUCGAGAGGAAGGAGAUCCGCACGAGAACUGGUCUCUUUUACAAGCAGAACAAGUUCAAUCUUCUCAGGGAGCAAUCUGAAGGUUACAGCAAGCUCACUACAGAGCUCACGAGCUGCUUAGGGCCGCCAAACUCUUCUGCUACGGGAUACCCGGUAGAAAGUCUUACUUCAAUCGAGGCACGCGCCCGUCCUGCAUGGGAACGCGUCGUAGGCCUCAUUGGCUACUUCGACCUCGAUCCCAACCGCGCGUUGGAUAUAAUUCUUGAUAUCUUCUCGACCCACCUUGCCACUCAUCACACGUUUUUCGUGUCGUUUCUUUCAUUCUCGCCUUGGUCAGUGCGCCGCAAGGAACAUCGCUCAGGCAAGGAAGAUGCCAUGGCUGUUGGUCCGGAUGGCAAUCAAUACCGGGGAAAGUCGUUGGAUGAAGUCCUAUUCGCGGCUGAGGCUUCAUCAAACCCUUGGACCGCCGAGCCACCACGAUUUUCAUCUGAAGGAAGUCAUACGAGAGUCUUGGCUCAAGUGCUGGGAUUUAAGUUCAGCCAUUAUCAGUCGCCAGAAGUUUCUGAGAUCACGCCGCACAGCCUGUUCUUGAUGACUGCAAUUCUUGUUCGAGAAGGCUUUAUCACAUUGGAAGAUGUCUAUGCUCAUAUAUCGCCCACAGACGAGGACAUGGAUAAUUGGAGAAAGGAGUACUUAGCAACUGUCGAUGCAAGAAUUUCGGGCGCAAAGAUUAGCCAGCUAGCGAUGGCUGCACCCCUGGAAUCAGGCACUCAGUCCUCCAAGUCCCGCCCAGCGGUGUCUUCAGAGCCAAAGAGAACCAGCGAGACGAAAGAAGUGCCAAACCAAAAGCUUGGGCUUCUGAAUGCAUUGCUGUCCGUCGGGGCUCUCAGACCCGCAGUCGCCAUCCUGUCGAAGUUUCCAUGGCUGGUCGACGCAUUCCCUGAGGUUGCCGACUUGAUGCUCCGCAUCUUGAAGCUUUCUCUGUCUGCGUUGUAUGACUCCACUCAACCGACAAAGGAGCGGAAUGCUAGUUUCACACAGCCGCGGGCUCGCUUUGGUCCCACCGGUGUAGUUGCCGCUCCUGAGCGAAAACCACAUCUUACUCUUUGCGCUCCUACACCUCCAAGCACAAUCAACAUCGACUUUGUAUUCUUCUUUCCAGACUGGUCACAACGUGUGCCCAUCUGCUCAACGUUGGAUGACUUGGUUGACGUUAUCGAACCUCUCAUGCAUUUCAUUGGACUGCACAUAUCUCGGGACAAUUCCUUCUUCACGAAAUUCCUACGUCUUGGCCGAACGCAUUUACAGCAGACGGUGGUUCUUGACCCAGACACAAGGAAGCCUACUAGUUCAACUGACCUCGAGCACCCUAUUCGUUUGUUCUGGUUUAAAAUUCUGCGGCUGUACCUGCUUCCAGCCCUUCCGCUCAUCCGUGGAAAUGCCGUUUGCACGGUAGAAGUGUGGAAUAUCAUGAGACUAUACGACACCACCCUCCGUUGGCAGUUGUACGGUGAAUGGAAGUCGAGCACCUACAAGUCGCAUCCCGAACUACGACUACGCCGGGUUCAAACUGACCGCGAAUCAAAGGGAAUAUUGCGUCGCGUUUCAAAGAAUACGAUGGAUACUCUUUCGGGGGCAGUGGCGAAGUUAGCUCACUCCAAUCCGUGCAUCUUCUUUGCAAACGCCGUCAACCAGAUCAUGGCUUACAGCAACAUGGCUGAAGUGGUCAUUCAGGCACUGAACUACGUGACCAUCAUGGGUUUCGAUGUCCUUGUGUACAUCGUCUUGGAGGCCCUAGCCAACCCUCACAAAGAUCGGUUCAAGAUUGACGGCGUGAACACGUCCGACUGGCUUCAGAACCUGGCUUCGUUCACUGGUAUGCUGUUCCGUCGCUAUAGUGCCGAUCUGAACCCGCUCCUCAAGUACAUUGUGCACCAACUCCACGGUGGCCAGACGACGGAAAUCGUAGUGCUACGGGAGCUGAUCUCGAAGAUGGCUGGCAUUGAACCCUUACCCGGUAUGACGGAUUCGCAGAUCACGGCGAUGGCAGGUGGCCCCGUGCUCCGUAUUGAAGCGGUUGCAUCGCGUAAUCGGGGGGCUCGCCUCGACCCGAGUGAUGCUGGAUUGAAGGGACCACAAAGACUUGGGAGAGCAUUACUAGAGUCGUCGUUGGCGCAGCCAUUACUCAUCCAAGUCGCUCAGCAAAGACAAUCGUGCGUUUUCCAAGCACCGAAUGCCCACCUGAAAUCGCUGGCCAACUUGUAUGACACUACGCACGGGGUGCUACUCCAAUACAUCGAGCUGCUCACUUCCCCGGCAGUAGUUCCUCCCCAAGAUUACGCUCAGCGUAUAUUACCUUCUCUCACCGACCUCAGUGAGAAAUACGGUAUAUGCGCUCCGAUAUGCAUGCAAAUGGUUCGGCCGGUGCUGAGUGGGGCUCUAUUGUCUGCUGCCCUGGAGAUGCAAGAACGAGAGCGGGUAGCGAGCGAGGAAGCUGAGAAGCGUCUCAAGGCUGCUCUCACUGCAAAGCGAGAACCUAAUGCUUCGACUUCUCGCGUCGCUUCCCCUGGCAUGGGCGAUAAUUCUACGGCCACGGAAUCUCAUACAGAUGCCAGAGCCAGCGUGGCGGAGACACAUGCGGCGGACGUAUCGAUGGAGUCACCAUCAGAAGGUCAGGGCAACUCUACUCCUCAUACGACAGAGUCACCUUGGUUACCAGAGCUGUAUCCUUAUUUCGACGUGGUCAAGAAGAUCGCUCCUGGAAAUGCCGCUGAAAUAAUGGGGCCUGGUUUCUACCUUACUUUCUGGCAGCUUUCAACCUACGACCUUACUCCUCCGGCUGCAAGAUACGACGAAGAAUGUGCCGCGCUGCGCGCCCUGAGUCGACAAGAGGAUGCUAGAUAUAACGCAGCGGAUCGCUCGUCCGACAGGGCAAAACGACUAACGGCGGCUAACCAUAGGGACAGGCGUAACCGAUACAAUACUUAUGUCAAUCUGCUGGGUCAAGAGUUGAAAGAGCAAACUGCCGCCCGUGUAUUCACAAUCAAGCGUCUCGCUCGUGAAAAGCAGCAUUGGUUCUCACACAAUCCCAAGGCAGCUGUUCUUGCAGCAUCAUUCAUAGAACACUGUCUCCAACCCCGUUGUCUUUUGUCUCCAAUGGAUGCGGAUUUUUGUGCCCAGUUCAUCAAAGUAAUCCACUCACAAGGUACACCUGGCUUCUCCACUCUCAUGUGUUAUGACAAGAUAUUGGGAGACCAUGUGAAAGUCGUUAUUUUCUCGUGUAGUGAAUACGAGGCUAAGAAUUAUGGGCGCUUCCUACUAGGAAUUCUGACAGAUGUAGCCAAAUGGUACCUAGAUGAACAAGCGUUUCUUCAAGAGAAUCGUACAAAGACUGGCGGCAAAACAACGUAUCUUCCUGGGCUUCAGCGGCGCUGGACUGCCAAGAGUGCACUCACGAUCGAGGAUAUUAUUCCUUGGCUCGACUACAAGCAGAUAGUACGCAAAUGGCAUAGAAAGCUAUUAAAGUGUCUCCUGGAUUGCAUAGAAACUGCUGAAUUCAUGCAUGUGUAUAAUGCUAUCGUUGUUCUAAAGGAGAUUCUGCCGGCCUUCCCUGUAGCGACGGUGAACGAAUAUGCUGGGAGUAGCUUGAAUAUGGCCAUGGAGCGUUUGUUGGACAAGGAGGAUCGUGGUGAUAUCAAGAUUUUUGGUCGGGCAUAUCUUGCUAGCCUCAAGAAAAGAGAAGCUAGUUGGAUGGCGCCAAAAACUAAAGCCGCUCCUGCAGGCACGGCCUCUAGGCCAGCAACGAAUGGUGCCGACAAAGCUCGUACUGCCACUCCGCCUGUCAACCCUGUUCCUGGAGGUCUUGCUGCCGAAGUUCGCCGGCCGUCCAGUGCUUUACCAGCCUCUACGCCGUCUGCACCUCGGGCCCAGCUAGCGGGAAUCAAUGGCACCCCACAUACGGUUGGCGAUCGACCGGGUUCGACAAUCUCAUCUACCAAGCUAGCGAUGGAAAGUGUGCCGAGACCUGACGUUGUGAAGAGGGUUAGAACUGAUUCGAGACCCCCGGAAGCCAGUCAAACCGCUAGUCAUGUGAAAGCGACCACGAAUGGAGAACCGAUGGAUGUUGACCAUCCAAUUCCGCGUGUGGACGAGAACGCGAUAAACACCUCCUUACCCGCACGUCCAUCUCGCGUAGUCUCUACGAACGUUCAAUCUGCACAAUAUGACAACACUGUUCCUACUCCCGCCAAAGAUCUUCCUCGACCACCAGAAGCACCUGUCGCCUCCAUAUCAGACGAGGUUGAUGGUGGCCGGACACUCGCAGGUCACAUCCCUAGACCUCUCCAAGUCACUGCUGCGUCUGAGCAGAAGGUUCCUCGUGUGGAUUCCCCACAGACCAUGCCUCCUCCGUCCAUCCCGAGCCAGACAUUGUCCGCACAAGAACUAAGGGAGACCGCUAAGCAGAGUCGCUCGCUGUCGGAGAAGAACGAAGAGAAGCAGCCUCAGCCAUCGACGGAGACUCGCAGUCAGGCGGCGCCUGCUGUACCAUCACCAUCUUCCCGCCGUCGAUCACCGUCACCCUCAAGUCGGCCAGGGACUAGGAACGCUAGUGCAGAAAGUCGGGCGAGUGGUGGCCGUCGUUCAAAUCGCGGUGACGGAGAUCGUUCGGAGGAAAAGCGCUCAGAGCGUGAAGCUCGUCAAGACACCCGUGACCUAUCACGCCGCGAGAGUGCCAGCCAUCCUCGUGGCGAAGGAAACACAAGAAGAACACGCGAUCCUGACAGAGACAAGGAAAUCGAGCGGGAUAGGGACAGAGGUCGGGACAGGCACGGGGACAGAGAGAGAGGACGAGACAGGGAUCGUGACAGAGAUCGUGACAGAGACAAGGACCGGGACAGAGAUCGUGACAGGGAUAGAGACCGCGACAGGGACCGGGACAGGGAUCGCGACCGUGAACGCGACAGAGAUAGAGACCGUCACCGUCGAGAUGAAAAAGAUCGCGACCGGGACAGGAAGGAGAGAGACGCAGCAACUCGUGGAUCUUCCGCUGCAACAACCACUCCAGCUCCUACUGAUGACCGCGGUCUUCCUACGAGACCUGAUCCUUCUCGCCACCGUCCGGCCACCCAGCAUAGUGACGAUGCUUUGGGUAAGCGGAGGAGGCUCACCGACGACGACAGUGACCGCAACUCGAAGCGAUCGUCUCGUAAAGAGAGCCAUCAUGAAGACAGGAGCCGCCGUUCCUCAGACAAAGACGGUCAUGACCGGCCUCGCGAAUCUGACCGUCGAAGAAAGGAGCGGGAGGCGACCGAGUCCGACAACAGAAGCCUUGCAGUGGAUACCAAGUUCGGCGACAAACGGAUUCCGGACGGUCCUUCAUCAGCGAAGUCGCUACCCCCAAGUACUCCAUCUGCUCCUCGAGCGAUGGCCUCGGGCGAUGGCUCUCGCAAUCUGAAGCCUGACCCAUCAGCGCCACGUGACAGAGACUGGAAAGUUACCCCGAUCGGUCCUUCUGCGAGUUUGGGCAGCGUUUCUAGUUCACAGGACGUAGGUAUAUCGGGUGGGAGCUUGCGCUCCCGUAUAGGUGCCAAGGAACCCCCUCCACUUCCACAAGCCCCAUCGAGCUAUCGGUCUGAGGCUGCAGCUGAUCGGAAGUCUGACCUCCCGAACAGAGAUGAUGAACGGGACGGUAGUAGAAAGCGAACGCUGUCCGAGCGCGAGAAAGAGGCCGGUGAUGCCGCACCUGGUACCAGCGAGUCCGCCGGACCGCCAAAGCGUCCCCGUAUCAAUCGCAAUCGUUACCCGUCUAUUCACGGUGUUGUGAAGAACUUGCUGCCCCUCGAACAACAGGCGGACAAGAGUCGUACUAGUCGAAAUCCUUAA